Messenger RNA from Castor canadensis (American beaver), 1061 nucleotides. Lineage: Eukaryota; Metazoa; Chordata; Mammalia; Rodentia; Castoridae. The record is from RefSeq and is a predicted model, not a curated record.
GCAAACUGUAUGGGCGAGGAGCAACAGACAACAAAGGCCCAGUGCUAGCAUGGAUCAAUGCUGUUAGCACCUUCAGAGCCCUGGAACAAGAUCUUCCUGUGAAUAUCAAGUUCAUCCUGGAAGGUAUGGAAGAGGCCGGUUCUGUUGCCCUGGAGGAACUUGUCACAAAAGAAAAGCAUCGCUUCUUCUCUAGUGUAGACUACAUUGUGAUUUCAGAUAAUCUGUGGAUCAGCCGGACGAAGCCGGCACUCACUUAUGGAACCCGAGGGAACAGCUACUUCAUGGUGGAGGUGAAAUGUAGAGAUCAAGAUUUUCAUUCUGGAACCUUUGGUGGUAUCCUUAAUGAACCAAUGGCUGAGUUGAUCGCUCUUCUCGAUAGCCUGGUGGACUCAACAGGUCAUAUCCUGAUCCCUGGAAUCUAUGACCAAGUGGCUCCUCUUACAGAGGAGGAAAAAAAAACAUACGAAACCAUUGAUCUGGACCUAGAAGAAUAUCAAAACAGUAGCCAAGUUGAGAAAUUUCUGUAUGGUACCAAGGAGGAAAUUCUGAUGCACCUAUGGAGGUACCCAUCUCUCUCUAUCCACGGAAUUGAAGGUGCCUUUGAUAAGCCUGGAACUAAGACAGUCAUCCCUGGCCGGGUUGUAGGAAAAUUUUCAAUCCGUCUAGUUCCUCACAUGAAUGUGUCUGUGGUAGAAAAACAGGUGAAGCAGCAUCUUGAAGCUGUAUUCUCCAAAAGAAAUAGUUCCAACCAGAUGUCUGUCUCCUUGGCACUAGGACUUCAGCCAUGGAUUACAAAUAUCAAUGAUAAUCAAUAUCUUGCAGCAAAAGCAGCCAUCAAAACAGUGUUUGGAAUAGAACCUGAUAUGAUCCAGGAUGGAUCUACCAUUCCAAUUGCCAGAAUCUUCCAGGACAUCAUCCAAAAGAGUGUGAUGAUGCUCCCUUUGGGGGCUGUCGAUGAUGGAGAACACUCUCAGAAUGAGAAGAUCAACAGGUGGAACUACAUAGAGGGGUCCAAGUUAUUUGCUGCCUUUUUCUUGGAGUUGGCGAAGCUGCAUGAAUGA